AUGGUUUCUCUCGGCAUCCAAAUGUUCCAAAUUAACUUGCAUCACAGCAAGAGCGCCUCGGUUAUCCUAGCCAGGAGCAUGGCUGUGAUGCAUACAAGUAUUGCACUAAUCCAAGAACCAUGGAUUGUGAAUGGUGCAGUAAAAGGACUGAGUGGGUGCGGUUGCUUAUACAAAGCACACUCAGAAAAUAGAGUAAGAUCAUGCAUUUUGGUAAAAGAACUAAAUGCUAUCUUUCUGCCACAGCUCAGCAGCGAGGACCUUACAGUCAUCAAGGUGAGAGUGAAGCUAGCCGAGGAAGAGGACAUGGAAGUAUUAAUAGGGUCAGUUUAUAUGCCUUAUGACUCCACGGAUCCACCACCACAUAAAAAGGUAAAAAACCUGGUGGCCUAUGCGGAAGCCAGGGGGCUCGAACUCCUGCUGGGUUGCGAUGCAAACUCCCACCAUGUAGGAUGGGGAAGCACAGACACCAACCUGCGGGAGGAGAGUCUCCACGACUACCUAAUGGGCACAGGAUUAACCAUUCUCAACAGAGGAAACAAGCCGACAUUCCUGGACUCCAGAAGACAGGAAGUCAUCGAUAUAACGGUUUGUAAGAAGAGGGUGGCAAGUCUGGUGAACGACUGGAGGGUCUCGGAUGAGCCUUCUGGCUCUGAUCACAGACAAAUACGCCUAACUCUCCAACAAAUACAGCAAAUCAGCUGGGUUCGCAACCCACAAAAAACCAACUGGGAGGGCUUUAGGGCCGACCUUAAGGUCCAGCUCGCUAUGGUCACAACCAGUUUCAGAACCAAAAAUAACUUGGAAAACGUGGCGGACUUUCUAAAGAACGCCAUUACAAACGCCUUUGAAUUAAACUGCUUACCAAAACUCAGGAAUCCGUUGAACAAGAUCCACUGCAUUGAGAGCGCCCCGGAGGCAUCCAGGCUUCACAGAAUCCUCAGUUUGGAUCACCGUCCCCACUUAGACUGUCUCAAGCUCCCAACGGAGAAUGUCACUGAGGAGGCAACGGACACAUUGAAACAUCUAAUGGAAGUCCACUUCCCAGGUUUUGAUCAUAACAUACAACCCUGCCGACCAAACCCUAGGGAAUAUAAACCCAGGGACUGGCGUCUGGCAGCUGAGGUUGUUUUUCCAAAGGGAGUUAAAUGGGGUGUUAAGACCUUUUCUCCUUAUAAAUCACUUGGACCGGAUGGAAUCUACCCGGUUCUUCUUCAAGAGGGGCUGGCGGUUCUCAUAGGUCCACUCACAAAAAUCUUCAGGGCUAGCAUAGCCCUAAGACACGUCCCCCAGGCUUGGAGUGGUACAAGAGUAGUCUUUAUACCCAAGCCUGGUAGAAAUGGCCAUAUAACAGCCAAAAACUUCAGACCGAUCAGUAUCACUUCCUUUGUACUGAAAACACUGGAGAGACUGGUCGAUAAAUAUCUGAAAACCGGCCCUCUGUUAGUACAUCCGCUGUCUCCGGCUCACUAUGCCUACAGGGAGGGCAGAUCAACAGAUACUGCUCUGCACCAUCUCGUGGGCGGAGUCGAAGUGCAGUUGGAAGCAAAGGGAUAUGCCCUGGGCGUCUUUCUGGACAUUGAGGGAGCUUUCGAUAGCACCUCAUAUGAUGUCAUCAGAGAAGCAAUGACCGGGCAUCACAUUCUCGCUGCUCUAGCAGACUGGACACAAAGCAUGCUAACAGGAAGAACCCUGAUUGCCAAUCAUGGGGACUCAAGUGUGCAUGGUUUCCCCGCUAAAGGAUGCCCACAGGGAGGAGUUUUAUCUCUCCUGCUCUAA
Messenger RNA from Pseudomyrmex gracilis, 1776 nucleotides. RefSeq lists its product as uncharacterized. The record is from RefSeq and is a predicted model, not a curated record. The coding region runs from base 1 to 1776 and encodes 591 amino acids. NCBI's taxonomy places the organism in Eukaryota, Metazoa, Arthropoda, Insecta, Hymenoptera, Formicidae. Gene Ontology annotation, molecular function: catalytic activity. The transcript is spliced from 2 exons.